AUGAAAAGAUGUUCCCAUGUCCUCAGCACUGCUAAUGGGGUAGUUGUCGGUGAAGCAACCGUUCCAAUUUGGAAGGAACACUUCAAAACCUUGCUGAACCGGCUAGCACCGUCAGCUCCUGAACUCGAACACGUUCAUAGACCGACAUAUGCGGUUAACGAGGAGCCACCGACCGAGUCGGAGGUCCUGGUCUGUAUUCAGAAAAUGAAGAAUGGAAAAUUUGGUGGAGACGACGGGAUUAGCGCAGAAAUGCUAAAAUAUCUUCCUCCGUCUGGGAUUCGUGAAAUGACAAAGAUCAUCCGUUCAAUAUGGAUAAACGAAAGUAUACCUGAUUCGUGGAGACACGCUAUCAUAAUUCCCCUCCACAAGAAGUUAUCCGUCACGUACUCAAGGAAUUAUCGAUUAAUCUCUUUGCUGCGUGUUAUGUACAAGGUACUGGAGCGCAUUAUCCUGGACCGACUCAUCAAACAUCGCGAAGAAACAACGCGCGACGAGCAAGCUGGCUUUCGUCCUGGCCGAUCUACGAUUGACCAGGUGUUCAUCGUCAGGAGAGUGAUCGAAAUCUGGCAGCGGUAUUCGAAGCCAAUGCAACUAGCGUUCCUGGACUUUGAAGCCGCAUUCGACUCUCCCUUUAAAAUUUUUACGCAAAACACAGUAAUAGAAAAGAGUCUCCUGAUUCCGGAGGAAAGCCUGGUACGGUAG
This is a messenger RNA of Necator americanus (New World hookworm), 702 nucleotides long. RefSeq lists its product as uncharacterized. The transcript has a single exon. Bases 1 to 702 code for a protein of 233 amino acids. The record is from RefSeq and is a predicted model, not a curated record. NCBI's taxonomy places the organism in Eukaryota, Metazoa, Nematoda, Chromadorea, Rhabditida, Ancylostomatidae.